UCUUCUCAUUCAACGGCCAGGAUUAUAUUUUGGUCAAUGCUCAGAAAUUUGCGGAGCUAAUCAUAGAUUUAUACCUAUUGUAGUAGAAUCAGUAAAAUACUGUAAAUUCAUCAAAUGAAUCAACUUCAUACUUAAAAUUUAAAUAAACAUUAGAUGACUGAAAUUUAAGUAUUGAUCUCUUAAAUCAACCAUAGUAUAAAUAUACUUCUAAUGAAAAAGAAUUAGUUAAAUAUAACAUAAAAUUGUCAAUUUUAAAUUAUUACUAAAUCUAAUAUUCUUUUAUUCCACAAAUAUCUCCUAUUAUCUGAUCAAUAAAUUAUAUUUAUUUUCUAUUAAUCUUCUACCUAAUUAUUUUAUAUACAUAUUUCAAUAUAAAUAAAACUAAAAUAAAUCACUCAAUUAAGAAUAUAAAGAUAUUUAAUUUUAAAUGAACUUGAUAACUAAUCUAUUCUCAAUUUUUGAUCCAGCUUCAUCUAAUAGUUUAUCCUUAAACUGAUCAAGAUCUCUAUUGACAUUAAUAUUACUGCCUAUACCCUUUUGAUUUAUUCCAUCUCGUUACUCUAAAUCAUUAAAUAUUAUUCUUCUAUUUUUAAUUAAAGAACUCAAGACAAUUAAAUUUAUUAAAUCUAGAUCUCUAAUUUUUAUUUCUCUAUUCCUAUUAAUUAUAAUUAAUAACUUUAUAGGAUUAUUUCCUUAUAUCUUUACUAGAUCUAGUCAUCUUACAAUAUCAUUAUCUUUAGCUUUACCUCUAUGAAUUUCAUUCAUAUUAUUUGGAUGAAUUAAUAAUUAUUGACAUAUGUUAAUUCAUCUGGUUCCUAUAGGAACCCCUACAUUACUUAUACCAUUUAUAGUUAUCAUUGAAACAAUUAGUAAUAUUAUUCGACCUAUCACUCUCUCUGUUCGACUAAGAGCAAAUAUAAUUGCUGGUCAUUUACUAAUUAGAUUAAUUAGAUCUACCAUAAGAUCAAGAAUUACUUUAAUUCCUAUCAUUUUAAUUAUACAAAAUUUAAUAUUCAUUCUUGAAAUUAGUGUAGCUAUUAUUCAAUCAUAUGUAUUCUCUAUUCUAUCAUCAUUAUAUUGUAAAGAAUCUAUAAAUUAAUGAAUAACUUUUUUAAAUCAAAUUGUAUAAUACAUCCAUUCCACCUAGUUUCAGUAAGUCCAUGACCUAUUAUAGCCUCAGUAAAUAUAAUAAAUCUAGCCAUUAGAGCCUCAUGAAUAUUUUUAUCAAGAGAUUGACUACCCUUAAUAUUAAGAUCAACAUCUCUUAUUAUUUCAGCCAUUCAAUGAUGACGAGAUAUUAUCCGUGAAAGAUCAUUUCAAGGAUUUCAUUCAAUUAAAGUUCAUAGAGGAUUAAAAAUAGGUAUAAUCCUAUUUAUUAUUUCCGAAAUUAUAUUUUUUAUUUCUUUCUUCUGAAUAUUACUUCAUAUAGCUCUAGCUCCAAGUAUAGAAAUUGGAUUAUUUUGACCACCAAAUAAUAUCUUAAUUUUUAAUCCAUAUUCUAUUCCUAUACUUAAUACCUCAAUUCUUAUUAGUUCAGGAAUUUCUGUAACAUGAUGCCAUCAUAGAAUCCUUAAUAGAGCAAAAAACGAAUCAAUUAUUAGACUUUUAAUUACAUUAAUACUUGGAAUUUACUUUUCCUAUGUACAAUAUAUAGAAUAUUGAUCUUCAUCAUUUACAAUCGCUGACUCUGUAUUCGGGUCAUCAUUUU
Messenger RNA from Orussus abietinus, 1708 nucleotides. Its product is annotated as ATP synthase subunit a-like. Gene Ontology annotation, biological process: proton motive force-driven ATP synthesis. Lineage: Eukaryota; Metazoa; Arthropoda; Insecta; Hymenoptera; Orussidae. The record is from RefSeq and is a predicted model, not a curated record. Gene Ontology annotation, molecular function: proton transmembrane transporter activity. The transcript has a single exon.